Molecule: messenger RNA, 2205 nt
Organism: Labrus bergylta (ballan wrasse)
Lineage: Eukaryota; Metazoa; Chordata; Actinopteri; Labriformes; Labridae
Gene: scamp4
Product: secretory carrier membrane protein 4
Biological process (GO): protein transport
Cellular component (GO): trans-Golgi network membrane; recycling endosome membrane
Source: RefSeq, a predicted model, not a curated record
GCCGCAGUAGGAUUCAUGGGGACGAAAAAGCGCAUCCUGGAUGAUUUUUGGACCCCUGCUGCAGUCGACGGAAACUAAACGGAGAUAAACGUUACACCGGUAAUAUCGUUCUCUCACCUACGAUAAUAAGUCUGGGAAUCUAAAAUGGCAGAGCGGGUAAAUAACUUUCCUCCCCUGCCUCAGUUCAUGAGAAUAAAGCCAUGCUUUUACCACAACAUAGAAGAGGAAAUCCCUGCACCCCAUCAGCAGUUGGUGCGCAGAGUCUAUACACUUUGGAUGAUGUAUUCAGGUACGCUGUGCUUAAAUGUCAUCUCCUGCAUUGCCUGGUGGGUUGGUGGCGGUAAUGCCACCAACUUUGGCUUCUCUCUUCUCUGGCUCGUCCUCUUCAGCCCGUGCAGUUACACCUGCUGGUUCAGACCGCUCUACAAAGCCUUCAGGGCUGACAGCUCGUUCAACUUCAUGGCCUUUUUCUUCAUCUUCUUCCUUCAGUGUGCCUUAGCCCUCAUCCAGACUAUCGGGAUCUCCGGCUGGGGAACGUGCGGCUGGAUUGCCACGGUGAUAUUUUUCAGCUAUAAUACGGGCUCGGCUAUAGUGAUGCUAAUCACAGCGCUGCUCUUCACACUGGUGACUGCUUUAAUGGCACUCGUUCUCAUCAAGGUGCACAGAAUGUACCGUGGCGGUGGAGGAAGUAUGGCGCGCGCUCAGGAGGAGUGGAGCACCGGGCUGUGGAAGAGUGCUCCAGUGAGGGAAGCAGGGUUUAACGCUGUAGCUCAGUCGGCUCAGGGCCCCAGCUUGCCUCAGUACCCUGCCGCAGUGCCGAGCUACCCCGACAACAGCCAGUGGUGAUAGCUGAGAGUGGCCACUAGGGGGAGACAGAUUAUUGACCAUUGUUGUGGUAACGUUCAAGUCAUUUUAACCUUCCAGUGAGAGAGAAUGCAUCUAUGUUUUUGUUUUUAUGAGAGGACAAGGUUGCCUUGUCGAAUAGUUUCUUGGUUAAAGCCGUGCUCUUGUAGUGGAGUCAGAUUUAUCAUUCCAUCUUUGUUUACAUCGACUUGAUUCAAACGAAGGAGAGGGCUGCAGUUUGAGGCUCUAAAGAAAUGUGCCAACAGGAACUCCAGAAGAGUGUAUGGAGCUGCUGAACGAUGUGUGCCUUUAUGAACACUUCUGAUAGCUUUGUUUUAUGUGUGUGCGUCAGCAUGCUGAGAUUGUGUCUCUCCUGCACAUGCACGGUUUUUAUGCGCUCGCUUUGUGUUCAGAUGUUUUCUGGAAGGAGUUCAGUUUAUUUUUGAUAUGCUGUGCCUUUUUUUUUUUAUCUUUGUGCUCGCCUGCUUUGGCUGUGAUUUCCUAAAUGUCGUGUGCACAUGUUGCAUGUGAAGAAAGAACUUUGCUCGACUAUCUCCUUUUACAAGUGCCACUUUUUUUAAACUGGACUCGUCAUGCUUCAGUGAAGCAGCGUUGGUGAUGUUGGUGCGUUAUCCUCUGGGACCUCAGAGCAUGUAUGUGCCAUAAAACUCGCCUCUUCUCGUUAUUAUAAUACUGGAAACAGCAUCACGCUCAGAGCAGACUUUGUUUUUGUACCGUGUGUCGGUAUGUCUCAGUUCUAGUUGUUCCAGACCUGCACUGUUUGCUUCUGGUGGUCGGCGCCCUGCUGUGAAAGCACCUUAUCAGCCGCUGUCAAUGUCCCAGUCACUUUGCCCCAGAUAAACCAUUCUUUGUGUCGUGCAUGCAUGCAGCCUAUCAUGGGAGUGAGACGGAGCAGAUUCUCUAUUUGACCUCAUGUAACCAAAACUAACAGACACACACAACUCAGCAGACUGAAAACAUGACGUCAAAGCUCACAUGUUGAAGUCACAAUCUGCAGGCUGAUAUUCCAAGUAUGGGCCAAAUUAUUUAAGAAUUACCGUAAAACUUCUACAAACAGCACAGGCUUUUAUUUCCUUCAGUCUAUAAAACGACCCAGCCUUUAUUUGGGACAGGCAUUCAAACUAAACUCCUGAACAGGAAAGACUACAUGGUUGUAAAUGUACUCCAGAGAGAAUAUUUAAGUGUGCACAAAAAGAGGAUAUCAAGAAAGAAAUUAAAUUACAAGUCAAUGAUUGGAUCUAUCUUUUGAAGACGGUGAAUCUCUGCCGAGAUAUUAAUUUCAAUCCUUUAUUUGAUAAGUGACAAAAUGAAAAAUAUUUCAAUAAAUAUUCUUAUUCUCAC